Phasianus colchicus (ring-necked pheasant) is the source of this 2285-nucleotide messenger RNA. The record is from RefSeq and is a predicted model, not a curated record. NCBI's taxonomy places the organism in Eukaryota, Metazoa, Chordata, Aves, Galliformes, Phasianidae.
AGGCCAUCAGACUAUUUACUUCUUACUCAGGUACAUACAAGCAAGCUCCUGACCAUCUCCCUUAUUCAUUAUGAGGCUACGUCAGGCACUGCAGCACAACUGAUGACACAGCUGAAAGCAGAAAGCAUGCUGUAAGACAAUUUGAAACACAGCCAUACGGGGUUUUACGUAGAAGACAUGCUUUUCUUGCUGUAGAUCUCGCAUUUAACAGUAACCAAAUUUCAAGUGCGUGCCUGUACAAAGUGCCUCCCAGCUCCUGGGACCCAUCUUGUGAGGGAGCGAGCUACCUGCCUUACACAGCACCUGUGGGUGCUCUGGUGCAGCUGCUUCAAGCAGGAGCCCUGAUUUCCUGUGGGUGGGUUGAGAUGGAGGAGCAGGGUGGGCAGCAGCUGCUGCUGUUUUUCCCCUUCGGCAGGCCUCAAGGCAUGGGUGCUGUGGCUGUUAUUUCUACAAAUGCUUUAAUGGAGAAGUUGUAUCUAAAAUAUCAACAAAGACCAUGGACUGAAACUCUGAAACUUGUCCAUUUUUGCAUGGAUAAGCCACGUCCAUCUCCUGUCAGUAAUGCUCCAGAUGGUCCGCUGCUCUCAUGCAUGGAGAAGUUGCAGAGGACUCUAAAUGAUAAAUCUUUGUUUUCUGUGAUGAACAGAUUGGAAUGUUUAUCCAAACAGAAAGGGCUUAAUUCUCAUGUUAGCCCCAGUGGGACUGCCUGCUACAUAACCUCAAACAUGUUUUAUAUAGAAGUACAGCUGGAGAAGGAUGGGAGGGUGAUGGAUGUAAAGCUGGCUCAUCUUGGAGAGGCUCCUGUGAUUUGUGAUGAUUUGGUGCAACACCUAAGGAUGAAGAAUUAUGACGCAUUUGGAAAGAUUCUAGAAGACCUGUCAAAUCUGUAUCAAAUUCCAGGAAACAGUGAAAUGAAAGCAAAGGCUUACCUUGCCUUGCAGUCCCUUGAAAAAGAUCUUUAUUCAAUGUCUCUUCUACACAGAUCACAGGAUGUAAACAGAGUUACUGAAGUACUUCAUGGAAAAGUAGGACACCUGGUGCCAAGAACUGGAGGAACUCCUAUGAACAUCGAAUUUUACAUUUCUCCAUAUCAAAUUUUGGAAGCAGAGCUCAAUCCUGGUUCUCUGGUGUGUGGAACAAAAGCAGUUGUAACUGUUGAAGGCACAGAUUCGCUCCACAAGCUUCCUCUUUCUCCGCUGCUUGUAGACUCUCAAGCUGGAGAAGAUGGCAGCCCUACUUUUUUGCCCCUGACUAAUGAACUCAGCAUGGAUUUGUCAGCUUAUUUUUUGUUGAAGUUCCAUCAACCUAUUCCUCUAUCCUUAUCCAAUAUUGAAGAGAUACAGAUGCUCACAGGCAUGUUACGAGUGUUUUUAAGACUAAGUAAUUUGUGACCAUUCAUUGCUUACUUGCUUUUUAUUUCCACAUGGUAAUGUAGUACAAGUUAAAACUGGAUUCUGGGGUAGAAAAUCUUCUGUACUAUCAACCUGUAUAUUAAUUCUUAGAAGCCAAGGCAAAAUUGUUAAACACUAUCUAAAAUAUCUUGAAGCUGUUGAUUACCAUCAGCAAAAAAGGAAAGAAGGAAGGCUAAUGUUUUUAUGUCUGUGCAUUUCCUUUAGUUUGUAAAAACUAGCUUUCAUGUACAAUCUAAUCUAAAAGCGAAUAAAAAACAUCAUCUGGUUUCAGGAAUUCAGAUUACUGCCUUGAAACUAUCUCCUUUGUAUGAGCUGAUUAUUCAGUCUGCCCUUAAAGAAAAAUGCAGUGAAGAUUUGUCUACACACAAAUCCUGUUUCAUUGUGUCUCUUCCAGAUUGCCCAAAGCACUGUUAUUUCAUAAACAAGGGCUCUGAAAAAUCAAAUUUAGCAGGAGCCUUGGUGAAUAAAAUCCCAUUUACCCAUCCGAAGUGUGUGCCUGCUGUAAUAGAGAUUCUUCGACAUCAAGUGGCAUAUAACAGUCUUAUUAGCAGCUGUGUCUCUGACAAGUGUAUAAAUGAAGAUGACUCAGAACUGCUUUACUUUGAAGUGACACCAUACAAGAACACCAGCUUUUCUGUCUUCUUCAUUCAUCCGAUGAGAGAGAAUUUAGCCUGUGUGACUAUUGAUGUUGUAACCUCCAGAGAAGUCCAAUGCAGCCUUCAUUUACAUCCUCAAGAUCCAACUCUAAAUUCUAGUGAUGGCUUUAUAUCGAGAUCUGUGAAGUGCUGCAUGUCAGUCCCAGUUGUCAUGAGAGCUAUUUUCAGGAACGCUGCCAAGGUGGGAGCUGAUAGUGAAACACAAGGCACAGAAACA